UAUAAAUGUGUCUGUUACUCGUAGAAUAUUGUCAUUCUGACAGCUUUGGAGAAGGUCACAACAAGUCAGACAGCAGCUAUCAUGAGCUCCAUGCAAUCAGACUCCACUGCAAAUGUGACCUUUGUUCGUCCUGCAACAUUUUUCAUUAGUGACUUUUCUGAUGUCCCACAUGCAAAAUAUUACUAUGUGUUCUUAUCUUUGGUGUAUGUUGUGACUGUUUUAGGGAAUUCAUUUAUCAUGUGUACCAUUUAUUUGGCCCGCAGACUUCACACAGCCAAAUACAUUGCUGUUUUCCAUCUGGCCCUUUCUGAUCUGUGUGGAAGCUCGGCUUUGAUUCCAAAUAUCAUAGAAAUGUUUUUAUUUGAUCAUCAGGAGAUUUCAUAUGAAUCGUGCUUAACAAAUAUGUUUUUUGUGUAUCAUUUCAUGAAUCUGCAGUCUUUGACACUACUUGCUUUGGCUUAUGACAGACUGGUUGCUAUUUGUUUUCCUCUACAAUAUCAUGCCAUUGUAACCAAAACAGCCAUGUUUUUGAUCAUAGGCAUUAUGUGGAUUGUGUCUGUAACAUUUUUUUCUGUUCUUGUAGGUUUAGUGACUAGAAUCUCUUUUUGUAGGUCUAAUGUACUUAAUAGUUAUUUUUGUGACUAUGCCCCAAUCUGUAGACUAGCUUGUAAUGAUAAUACGAUAAAUAUUUUGAUGGGUAAAAUUUCUUAUGGCCUGCUGAUUUGCACACCGCUGAUACUGAUCGUCAUCUCAUAUUUCUGCAUUUCUUUGGCUUUGCUUAAGAUUGCUCAUGGUGCUGAACGGAUCAAAGCCAUAAAAACCUGCACCUCACAUCUCAUGUUGGUGGCAAUUUUUUAUCUCCCUGUUUUUAGCAAUAUAAUUGCAUCUGUAACAACACCUCUGCAUCCAAAUGUUCAAAUAAUUAACAAUUCCCUGACACAGGCGAUACCACCUAUGCUGAAUCCCAUCAUAUACACUCUAAAGACAGAGGAGGUCAUGCAAUCCAUAAAAGAACUGUACAAACGAAGCACAGUGAACACUACCAGAAAAAGAGAAAUGAAAUGCAGUAGGCUAAAUUAAAAGUAACUACAGGAUCUGAUCAGUGUGUGAAUAAGAAACGAGGUGCAUUUUGCCUUCCACAAUAUUGGCGUUAGUUGACUUUCAUUACCUGCCUGAAAGAAAGAUUUACUUGUACGUUGAUUAUAAAUAUUUGACUGGUUUCAUCAACUGUGAUCAUUUAAUAAAUAAUUUAACAGAGUUGAUUGAUUCUGUAUGUAGAUGUUGUAAGUAACACAUUGGGUCAUAAACAGGCUGUUUAAAGCCUCUGGGCUUAAGAAAGUUGCUUUGUGAUUGCUUCCUUUAUUCAAAACAAUGCAAAAAUAAUUUCAGUCUAAAAUUAAAGCUUUAAAAAUAUUCACAUUUUUUAUGCAGUGACUAAGUAACAAUAUGUCACUUUGCAUUACAUUUGCUUUCCAUAUAACAAAUGUUUUAAAAAAUAUAUUCUGCAUAAUGUUUGUUAUCCUUAUGAACCGAAAUCUUCACACUCCUGAAAAUAUUGUUUGAAUGAACAGUCUUGAAUAUGUAAUU
This is a messenger RNA of Megalobrama amblycephala (Wuchang bream), 1587 nucleotides long. Its product is annotated as olfactory receptor 51E2-like. Gene Ontology annotation, cellular component: membrane. Gene Ontology annotation, molecular function: olfactory receptor activity; G protein-coupled receptor activity. The transcript has 2 exons. The coding region runs from base 82 to 1080 and encodes 332 amino acids. The record is from RefSeq and is a predicted model, not a curated record. Lineage: Eukaryota; Metazoa; Chordata; Actinopteri; Cypriniformes; Xenocyprididae. Gene Ontology annotation, biological process: G protein-coupled receptor signaling pathway.